UCAAUUGCCGGUCUGGUGGAGAGGUUCGAGUUAUUCGUUGCAAAAUUUGAAAUUGUAAAUGCCUACACCGAAUUGAACGAUCCCGUAAUUCAACGGGAACGAUUCGAACAGCAAGCUAAAUUAAAGGCAGAAGGCGACAGAGCGGCUCAUUCUUUUGACGAAAACUUCUGCAUGGCUCUAGAAUACGGCAUGCCUCCGACGGCGGGUUGGGGAAUGGGAAUCGACAGACUGACCAUGCUUCUGACGGACUGCAAGAACAUAAAGGAAGUAUUGUGUUUUCCACUCAUAAAACCGGAGAAACCGCUUGAAACGAUGGCUGAAAAUUAGAACGGAUGCUCUGUGCGCUACUUGGGAAUUCGAAUCUAUGCUAAUGACAAUCUGUUUGCUUUCGGACAAUACGGCACUACUUCAGGAUGAAGAGUCGAGAAAUAGCUCGUCGGAAUUCAUCGGGCGAGUUACAAACUACUACUGUGAAUACGCGUCUUGCAUUAUUUAGUUCCUCCGGUGAUUACCACGACAGAGACUUCAGAACAUCGAUGGAUCAGGGUAACCAAAAAGGCCAUUGCACGCGAGUAGCAAACUUAAGACAAUCGGUAUCUACAACCGAUUUUACCAAUUGUUCGUUUCGACUCUGAUGGUCCUCGGAACCCAUGUUCAUCGUAAUCUGUUUCAAGUCUACAUGGCCUAAACUCUUAGUUGUGUGUGUGUAAAAGUGUGUAAAAUGGCAUUUUCUUGGCCAAUUGGUUAUGCAUUUGAAUACUGUGACAUUUCUAUUCAGUAUUGAAAAGUGGGGAUUAUUUUAAUAACAAUCAGCUUUGAACAUGCCUAUAAUACGCUGGGGAAUGGGGACUGAUAGGCCCA
Molecule: messenger RNA, 861 nt
Organism: Centruroides sculpturatus (bark scorpion)
Lineage: Eukaryota; Metazoa; Arthropoda; Arachnida; Scorpiones; Buthidae
Product: lysine--tRNA ligase-like
Exons: 3
Biological process (GO): lysyl-tRNA aminoacylation
Cellular component (GO): mitochondrion; aminoacyl-tRNA synthetase multienzyme complex; cytosol
Molecular function (GO): ATP binding; lysine-tRNA ligase activity; tRNA binding
Source: RefSeq, a predicted model, not a curated record